Marmota flaviventris (yellow-bellied marmot) is the source of this 3460-nucleotide messenger RNA. It is a transcript of the gene Nxf1, whose product is annotated as nuclear RNA export factor 1. Gene Ontology annotation, molecular function: protein binding; RNA binding. The record is from RefSeq and is a predicted model, not a curated record. NCBI's taxonomy places the organism in Eukaryota, Metazoa, Chordata, Mammalia, Rodentia, Sciuridae. Gene Ontology annotation, cellular component: nucleus; cytoplasm. Gene Ontology annotation, biological process: poly(A)+ mRNA export from nucleus.
CCAACUCUGGGCAGCUUUGGGGCUUUGUACACACAUCUGUUUCCAGGCAGGGACUAACCAAGCACAGCAACACCUCAUUAGCAUGGAAACUUCCUUUUGAAAGGGAAAGCUGGAUCUCAUAGUAGGUCCCUGAUUGGUGGCCUACUUAAGCACUGUUUGAACCUGUUUUAUCUGCAUCCUCCAACCAGUUGACCCCCAAAUCUUCCUUGAACUGAAUAAGAGGGAGUUAUGCCUACUGCCAGAAGCAAAAGGGAAGUGAAGAAUUUCUCCUCAAUUUCAGCUGAGGUUCUCUCCAACCUCCUCAUCAAAUCCAAGACAGUCACGAAGAAUGGAGAGACCUGCCUGCAAUAUCCUCCUUCCGAGGAGGUUACAGCACUGCUUUGUCUUUCCUGUUCACCCACAAUCCACCACCGGUCACUCCAAGGGCCCCAUUUCACACAUUCCAAGGGAGGCUCAAGGUAUAGAGAACAAUCACCACACUCGGGCAGGUACUGGGCUUUUGGGGGUCGAGCCCAUCUGUCUUGGCAUUUAAAAUUUCUCUUUCCAGCAAGUGGCCCACCUUUCCGUCUGCUCUGUUGACGCGUGAUGAGGGUGUAGCCGGAUGCUAGUGGUGGGUGGGGCGGUUUGUGAGGACGAAAGCUCGCCAAAAUUGGUGGGCGAGGAAAGCGAGGCUUGCAUCCACAGCUGGCAAGACUGAAUCCCAGUAGAGAUCAGUGAGGCAUCACUCCCGCCCCGAAGCUCGGUCUCCAUUCCUCGGAAACCCUCAGUGCGGCCUCCUUCCCAGUUCCUCUCAGUUCCGGGCUGCAGCGGCCAGUUCCGUUCCAAAGCAAAGCCUCCGGUUGCGGGGCAGCUUCGACUGAGGAGCCAGGAGCGGAGUGAAUCUGCAGGAGUAGAGUGGAUUUGGGCGGGUCUUGGAUGGCAGGAAUAGCGGGAGUAGAGUGGAUUUGGGCGGGGCUUGGAUGGCAGGAAUAGCAGGAGUAGAGCGGAUUUGGGCGGGGCUUGGAUGGCAGGAAUAGGAGUAGAGUGGAUUUGGGCGGGGCUUGGAUGACAGGCCCCGCCCCUCACGACCCUGCGUUUGCGCACGCGCAUAUGGUCCGCUUCCUCCGCGUGGCCCCGCCCACAGCCGGGGGAAGUCGGGCGGCGCACUACGUGCUUCGCUAUAUAAAUGCGGUGGCGCCCGGCGUAGAAGAGGCAAAGUGUCCGGAGCGGCAGGGCGUUCGGACGUUAGAGGCAGUCGGCUCCCUAGCCUGAGACCGCCCCCCCCUGCUCUUCGCAGUGCAAUGGCGGACGAGGGAAAGUCGUACAACGAGCAUGAUGACCGUGUUAGUUUCCCUCAAAGAAGAAAGAAAGGCCGGGGUCCUUUCCGGUGGAAGUAUGGUGAGGGGAACCGUCGGUCAGGACGAGGUGGUUCUGGUGUUCAGUCUUCUCGGCUCGAGGAAGAUGAUGGAGAUGUGGCAAUGAGUGAUGCUCAGGAUGGUCCCCGCGUACGAUACAACCCGUAUGCCACCCGAACUAACCGUCGGGGUGAUACUUGGCAUGAUCGAGGAGGUCGCAUUCACAUUACUGUGCGGAGAGACAGAGCUCCUCCAGAGAGAGGAGGGGCUGGCACCAGCCAGGAUGGGUCCUCUAAGAACUGGUUCAAGAUUACAAUUCCUUGUGGCAAAAAGUAUGACAAAGCUUGGCUUCUGAACAUGAUUCAGAGCAAAUGCAGUGUCCCUUUCACCCCCAUUGAGUUUCAUUAUGAGAGCACCCGGGCCCAGUUUUUUGUGGAGGAUUCCAGCACUGCCUCUGCAUUAAAGGCUAUCAACUAUAAGAUUGUGGGUCAGGAUAACCGAAGGAUACCUAUCAUCAUCAACCCCUCUUCUCCACCCUAUGUUGUACAAAAUGAACUGAAGCCAGAACAAGUAGAGCAGCUAAAGCUUAUUAUGAGCAAACGUUAUGAUGGUUCCCAACAAGCACUUGAUCUCAAGGGCCUUCGUUCAGACCCAGAUUUGGUGGCCCAGAACAUUGAUGUUGUCCUGCAUCGUAGAAGCUGUAUGGCGGCUACCCUACGAAUCAUUGAAGAAAACAUCCCUGAGCUUUUAUCUUUGAACUUGAGCAACAACAGGCUUUACAGGCUGGAUGUCAUGUCCAGCAUUGUGCAGAAGGCAUCCAACCUGAAGAUCUUAAAUCUCUCUGGAAAUGAAUUGAAGUCUGAGCGGGAGUUGGAUAAGAUAAAAGGGCUGAAGCUGGAAGAGCUGUGGCUUGAUGGAAAUCCCCUGUGUGACAGUUUCCAAGACCAGUCUACCUACAUCAGCGCCAUUCGCGAACGAUUUCCCAAGUUACUACGCCUGGAUGGCCAUGAGUUGCCCCCACCAAUUGCCUUUGAUGUUGAAGCCCCCACAAUGUUGCCACCCUGCAAGGGAAGCUAUUUUGGAACGGAGAACCUAAAGAGUCUGGUUCUGCACUUUCUGCAGCAAUACUAUGCAAUUUAUGACUCUGGAGACCGGCAGGGGCUUUUGGAUGCCUACCAUGAUGGGGCCUGCUGCUCACUAAGCAUUCCAUUCAUCCCCCAUAACCCUGCCCGAAGCAACUUGGCUGAAUACUACAAGGACAGCAGAAAUGUGAAAAGGCUUAAAGACCCACCCUCGCGGUUCCGGUUGCUGAAACACACACGUCUCAACGUUGUCGCCUUCCUCAAUGAGUUGCCCAAAACUCAGCAUGACAUCAAUUCCUUUGUGGUAGACAUAAGUGCCCAGACAAGUACAUUGCUGUGUUUUUCUGUCAAUGGAGUCUUCAAGGAAGUGGAUGGAAAAUCUCGAGAUUCUUUGAGAGCCUUCACGAGGACAUUCAUCGCUGUUCCUGCUAGUAAUUCAGGGUUAUGUAUCGUUAAUGAUGAGCUAUUUGUGAGGAAUGCCAGCCCUGAAGAGAUCCAAAGAGCCUUCGCCAUGCCUGCACCCACACCUUCCUCCAGCCCUGUGCCCACCCUCUCCCCGGAGCAGCAGGAAAUGUUACAGGCGUUCUCUACCCAGUCUGGCAUGAACCUCGAGUGGUCCCAGAAGUGCCUUCAGGACAACAACUGGGACUAUACCAGAUCUGCCCAAGCCUUCACUCAUCUCAAGGCCAAGGGUGAGAUCCCAGAAGUUGCAUUCAUGAAGUGAUCCAUAGUUGUGCUCCAGAAGUGCGUGUGUAAAUAGCCCUUGGAUAUUAUUGUAUGGUUGUCAUCCCUUGCCUUCUGUCCGGCCGGAGGCCACCCUGUGACUGUGACUGAGGAGGGAGGUCUGUGGAUCCCGCUCCUCACCUGCCUUCUGGAAGACUUCCUGAAGACUUCCAGAAGAUUGAGCCUCACUGGUGCCAGGAAGCCAAAGCUCACUUUGUAGAACUGACACUAAACUACCCGAAGGACUUAGGUGCUUUGUGUACUUAGCCCCAGGAUUCCCCAGGAUUCCCCUUACUUUUUAAGAUAAAGAGUGAUAUUGUA